AUGCGCAUGAAUGGGCCUGCAAUCUUCCGGUUGACUCAAUCGACAUCUUGCUCAGUGGUAGGCGCAGUACACAUUCCUCGUGUGCCAAGCUACAAAUGCCAGAUUUGUCGAACAAUAUGCCACCAUGCGCGUCGCGCUGUACUACACCCACGCGUAUCUAUCAGCGCGACGCAAUCAGCAAUUCGAAGAGGUGCCAAAACCCAAGCUACCGUCAAGCUGCAAGACCUCCCGCAGGGCGUGAUCAAGUUGGACACGUAUUAUGAUGGGGUUGAUGAUGCUCCCCGGUACCCGACUGUGGUUCAAGGACACCGCAAUAAUAUGCAGAAAUUCAAGAACUGUGUCAUCCUGACCAGAGUCGGGGGCUUCUACGAGCUUUAUUUUGAACAAGCCGAAGAGUUUGCACCAUUGCUUAGUUUGAAGCUCGCGUCCAAGAGAACCAGCGCCGGGCCAGUUCCCAUGGCUGGAUUUCCCUUUUUCCAAUUAGACCGUUUUCUCAAAAUUCUUGUCCAGGACCUUAACAAAUAUGUCGCUAUCAGCGAGGAGUUUGCUCAUAAGACGGAAGACAAAGUUCGAUCUGGAGGCUUAUUAUUUGAUCGAAAAGUGGCCAGGAUCGUCACUCCAGGCACCUUGAUCGAUGAAAAGUUCAUCGAUCCUUCCGAAAACAAUUUCCUGUUGGCCAUAUAUCUAGAUAUUCCUCCUUUGGAAGCCCAAUCAAAACAACAUGUUGACCCUGAGUCCUCUCAACAUGUAUUGUCUUUCAUGCCUCAACGUGUAGGGUUGUCGUGGUUAGACCUUUCAACAGGAGACUUCUUCACCCAACUUACAACGGCACAAACGCUUCCAUCUGCGAUAGCCAGGAUCGGAGCUCGUGAAAUCCUAGUUGACCAGAAUGUCCAAGAUCUUAUCGGGCAGGAGUUGCAGCAGCUCGUUGGACAUGAGCAUCGUCUUGUUACGUUUUUUCGAUAUCCCGAAACAUUUGCGCCAAUGUCAGAAUGGAGUACAAUGCUCGAGUCUCCGAUCCCGGAAGAUACGCAUGCAAAAUUUACCCCAGAAGAGGUGGCUGCAGGGUAUAGUCUGCUUGAAUACAUUCGGGUGCAACUGCAAGGAUCGAAUCUCAAACUUCAGCCUCCACGUCGGAGACAUCUGGAUGAGUCAAUGAGUAUUGACCGCAAUAGCCUGAGAGGACUUGAAAUGCUAGAGACUGCGCGGGAUGGUUUUGGGAAGGGAAGUUUACUUCACGCGGUGCGCAGGACUUCUACCAAAAGUGGUGCCCGUCUUCUGCGCGAUCGACUCACUUCUCCAUCCACAUCACUUACAGCUAUCAAUGAGCGACUUGAUCUGGUCUCAAUUUUUAUCGAGAGCGAGGAUCUUCGUGAUAGCGUAAUUCAAUUGCUAAAGCGCAGCUAUGACUCUCAACGAUUAGUUCAGAAAUUCGCAAUGGGCAAGGGAGACCCGGAUGAUUUGAUCUGUCUCUCACGGGCCAUCGAAGCCUCAAAGGGAGUGAAACAAGUCCUUUCUGACUAUGAACGGCUUUUGCCGCCCGGGACUGCAUCGGAUGCCAAAACCAGUCUCGCAUCAAUGAUUUCACGCCUUUAUCUUGAGGGACCUACUGCUCUUGCCGAUAAGAUCCUAGCCGCCAUCGAUGAAGAGGGCCUUCUCCAACAGCAGCGUAUUCAGGACAGCACCGCCGCCGAAGCAGCCAGCUUGGCACAGGAGGUUACUAUAAAUGAAGGCACGUCGGAUGACCUAGAGUCAUUGCCAAAGAAAGUCAAAUCCAAAAAAAGUGACAAGGCGGCAGUCGAGCCGGAAGCUGGAUUGAUCGAGACAUGGAUCAUGAGACGUGACGCGAGUGAGGGACUGAAUGCUCUGCAUACAGAGCUAGAGAGUUUGUUGGAUAAUAAAGUCGCAUUGAUCAAGCGACUUCGUGAUUAUGUAGGGUCUUCAUCCCUGAAUUUGAAGUGGACUCCUGGUCUAGGUCAUAUCUGCCACGUUAAAGGGGCCAAAAUUUCACAGGCAUCUCUUGAAGAGUUGGGAGUGACCCGAAAUGUCUCGUCAACCAAGUCUACCCGGUCGUUUUACCUUCCUGCAUGGACAGAACUAGGAAACAAAUUGGACCGUGUCACAGUACGGAUUCGACAAGAGGAACAGGCAAUCUUUGAGCGUCUACGUCGUGAAGUGAUCCUGAACCUUGUUAAAAUCCGGCGCAAUGCAGCUGUCAUGGAUGAGUUGGAUGUUGCUUGUUCCUUUGCCACGCUUGCUCAGGAACAGCAAAUGGUCCGGCCUAUUCUCAACGAAGGGACCUCUCACAAGAUCGUGGGAGGAAGGCAUCCGACAGUCAAACUCGGCUUGGAGGAGAAGGGCAGGACCUUCGUGAGCAAUGACUGCUUCCUUGGUGACCAGGAACGAAUCUGGCUCAUAACUGGUCCAAACAUGGCAGGAAAAAGUACCUUUCUGCGCCAGAAUGCUUUAAUUACCAUCCUCGCACAGGUUGGUUCAUAUGUGCCUGCAGCAUACGCCGAAGUGGGUAUCGUGGACCAAAUUUUUAGUCGCAUUGGGGCAGCGGAUGAUCUCUUCCGUGAUCAAUCGACAUUUAUGGUAGAAAUGCUCGAAACUGCUACUAUUUUGAAGCAGGCUACCCCACGGUCCUUUGUGAUUAUGGAUGAAGUGGGCCGAGGCACCACCCCCGAGGACGGAACGGCUGUCAGUUUUGCUUGUCUUCACCAUUUGCAUUACCAUAAUCAGUGUCGUACGCUCUUCGCUACCCACUUUCACGGCUUGGCGGACAUGACACAGAAGUUUGAAUACCUGGAGAGGUACUGCACUGAUGUCAAAGAGACUAAAUCCGGCUCAUUUUCUUUUGUUCAUCGUCUUCGCAAAGGUGUUAACCGCGAGUCGCACGCAUUAAAAGUUGCCCAACUUGCUGGCCUUCCUCGUGAGACCAUUGAGUUGGCGACCAUUGUGCGCCAGGAAUUGAGGAACGAGAUCCAUCCAUCCCGGCCUAAUUGA
Messenger RNA from Penicillium pulvis, 3006 nucleotides. RefSeq names its product mismatch repair ATPase MSH1. Gene Ontology annotation, molecular function: ATP-dependent DNA damage sensor activity; mismatched DNA binding; ATP binding. The transcript has 3 exons. Gene Ontology annotation, biological process: mismatch repair. Gene Ontology annotation, cellular component: nucleus. The record is from RefSeq and is a predicted model, not a curated record. Lineage: Eukaryota; Fungi; Ascomycota; Eurotiomycetes; Eurotiales; Aspergillaceae. Bases 1 to 3006 code for a protein of 1001 amino acids.